Capsaspora owczarzaki ATCC 30864 is the source of this 2520-nucleotide messenger RNA. RefSeq lists its product as hypothetical. NCBI's taxonomy places the organism in Eukaryota, Filasterea, Ministeriida, Capsasporidae. Bases 4 to 2340 code for a protein of 778 amino acids. The transcript is spliced from 10 exons. Gene Ontology annotation, molecular function: calcium ion binding. The record is from RefSeq and is a predicted model, not a curated record.
GCGAUGUCGAUCUACUGUACUAUUCAUUGCAAUGCUCAUGCAGUCUAUCUUCAAUUUCAAGCAUUCUAUUCUGCACACAGUGAGAUGGAAGAGACGGCAGAGCGACCGGGCAGCAACGGCGACGCAGGCACCACUGCGAAUGGCAAUGCGAAUGGCAACGGCAAUCACACGACUCAGGACAAGGUCAAGCGCAAUGCAGCGAGGCAGGACCAAGGACAUGAUGGCGAUGAGCACGACGGCACAGAGGAGGACGCGGAAGAGGAAGCCGAAACCACCGCAAUGGACCUCAAAGACCUCUUUGCGAGCUGCGAUUUGGACAACAACGGCGUCAUUGAUCUCAACGACCUCCGACAAGUCACUACCACGCUCGGCAUCAGCAUCACACCAGAAGGCCUUCAGGAGUUGUUCGAUGUGCUUGAUACAAACCGCGACGGCGUUGUCACUCAAGACGAGUUCUCACUGGGCAUGCAGGCAUGGCUGUCCAGCGCCAAACGCAAUCGCACAACCUCUGUCGCAAGCGAUCUGUCUCCAGAGGAUGCCCACACGCCUCUGGCAGCGCCCGCCGGCGGCAGCGAACGUAUCGACAACCUGACAGCUCCCAUGACACGCGAACGAUCCGAAACAGACCACGAUGCCAAGCAACGGCUGGCUCUGCAGACACAGCGCAUGAAGGAAUACUUUGAGGCGCAGCUUGAUCGCGCAGACAGCCACCAACACCGAUUGGAGAGCGAAUUGCAACAAGUUGUCGGUGUGAACGAACGACUGAACAAUCAGCUCUCUCGCUUGCAACCCGUGCAAGACGAAACCAACCGACUGACCCGUGAAAUCGAGUUGCUCGAAUCUGAGAAGGCCGUGUGGGAGGAACGGGAACGCAACCUCUCGCAUCAGCUUCGAAAACUCGAGGAGGAGAAUCUAGUCAUGCGAAAACGCAUUCGCCAAAUCGAGGAAGAUUUCGAGUCGAAUCGAGCCGUUCUGACCAAGACUGAUGGGCGCCUGACCGAGUAUCUCUCACUCCAAAAGACCCUCGCUCGCCACGAGACCGAAAUGAAGGACCUUGCGACCGGGUUGGCAUCGCAACAGCAACACACUGACGCCAUCCGGCAAGAACUCGAACGUCAGGUGGCCGCAACGAUGGAGACCCGGACACAGCAAGAAAACAUCUCUGUCGUGUCUCAGCAGCAGCAGUUGGUUCAGCAGCAGCAAAUGCAGGCUGUUUCGCAACAGGUUGCUGAAGUGCGCGCCAUUUUGGCCACCGCCAGCCCAAGCGCGAGUACGCAGCUCAUGGAGGCGACGAGCACACCUCGAAAGCCCUCUUCGCCAACUGGCUUGGCAGGACGAGGCCGAGCAGACAGCGACAAUGGCCCUCAGUCUAGUCUGCAAGGCGAGCUCGAGCAUGCGUAUCAGUCGAGCUUGCUGGCAGGCGCAGAGGCAGCCGCUGCCGCCUCGGGCGGUACCCUGGUCGAGGUGAAUGGCAGCCCGUUGCUUUUGGCCAACGUGGCCACCGCAAACCAAGCGGUCGAUGCUCGCACGGGUCUUGUCUCGGCUUCCAAGCGCCAGCCUGUCCCGCAGCAAGGCGCCUUCUACAACAAUUCGGUCGGGUCGGCUGUGGCCUCGCCGACGGCAACGCCCACCAAAGCCGGCAAGGGCAAGAAACAGCUCAGUAGCGACAAUCUCGGAGACGUUCAUGCAGCGGACGAUGCUGCCCUGCUUUCCACGCCGAUUCGCGCCAACCCAGCCAUGGUCGGUCGACAACAAAGCGCGCCACUUCACGCAGCGCCCUACAGUCCGUCCCGAACCUAUUCGGCCUCCGCCAACCUGGUCGGAUCGCCCCAAGCUGUCAAGUCGUACGGAUCAAUGAGUGCCCGUGCCGAUAUGGAUGCGGCAGAGCGUCUCAACCAGAACCACGCCACGGAGGAGGCGCGUGCUGAAGUCCAUUCGCCCAAUAUCAAGUUGCAACCGUACAUGAAUGCUGCAGGCAUCAAUGCGGCAGGCAUCGACCGCAGCGACUCGUACUCAAUCACAUCACGCACCACGACCGCGAGCGAGAUGCGCCGCAUGCGAUGGGUGCCUGAUUUCGAAGUCAAGGAGUGCCAGUCAUGUACUCGGUCGUUCUUCCUCUUCCGCCGACGACACCAUUGCCGAAGAUGUGGUGGCUUGUAUUGCAGCUCGUGCUCGAAGUCCCAAAUGUGCCUCCCGCAGAUUGGCUACAUUGUUCCCGUGCGUGUUUGCGAUACCUGCUACCGCGAUGGCAAUCCGCUGGAUGUGGCCUCCGAAUUGCUGAUCAACCAGCCCGCAGUUGUCCCCGUGGUGACUUCGAGCGAUCUUGCUCGUCAUUAUUAAAUUCGAGUGGCCGACUGGAUUGAAAUUUCGGUUACAAUUCUCGUUUUGCUUUUGUGUCCGUGUUUGAGUGAUUGCUGUAGUUGUUGGUUGGUUGAAUUAUUUUUUUGCACAUGGAUGAACCUCGUGUCCUGUUUGGUUUGGUUUAUAACUUUGAAUGAAGAUGAUAUGAACAUUGUUAUA